CAUAUACUGUCUGUGACAUGGACCUCAUCCGAACGCAAGAAGCAUGAUGAUCGAAGACGACUCAUCCUUCUUCCACUACUCCCUCCUCACCAUCUUCCUAAUAGCACCCCCAACCUUCAUCUCCCUCGCCUUCCUCCAGGCCCCCUACGGCAAGCACCACAGGCCCGGAUGGGGGCCCACCAUCUCUCCCCCCCUGGCCUGGUUCCUCAUGGAGAGCCCAACCCUCUGGCUGACGCUCCUCCUCUUCCCCCUGGGCCGCCACGCCUCCGACCCCAAGGCCCAAACCCUGAUGGCCCCCUUCCUCCUCCACUACUUCCACCGCACCGUCCUCUACCCCCUCCGCCUCCUCCUCACGCCUCCCUCCAAGGCCCCCACCCCCUUCCCCCUCGCCGUCGCCCUCAUGGCCUUCACCUUCAACUCCCUCAACUCCUACCUCCAGGCCCGCUCCGUCUCGCACUACAUCGACUACUCCACGGGCCUCUUCUGGCCCCGCUUCUUCCUUGGGCUUCUCCUGUUCUUCUGCGGAAUGUGGAUCAAUGUCUGGGCCGAUAGGGCUCUGCUGCGGCUCAAGGGCCAGGGGAAGGGCUACGUGGUGCCCGGGGGAGGCCUGUUCGAGCUCGUGGCCUGCCCCAAUUACUUUGGGGAGAUUGUGGAGUGGCUGGGCUGGGCCGUCAUGACUUGGUCGUGGGCCGGGCUCGGCUUCUGCGUCUACACUUUUGCGAACUUGGGGCCCAGGGCGCGCGCGAAUAGGAGGUGGUAUUUGGACAAGUUUGGGGAGGAUUAUCCGAAGGAGAGGAAGGGGGUCAUUCCUUACUUGUAUUGAUGUUUUUUGAAAUUUCUCUUCUUCUUCAAUUCUUGUAAUUGGGAAGGUGUUGCUGAGAUGUGAAGGGAAAAAUCAAAAUCAUAAAUAAUUGGAAUCUUAUUUUCAUUUCAA
Messenger RNA from Cajanus cajan (pigeon pea), 934 nucleotides. RefSeq names its product 3-oxo-5-alpha-steroid 4-dehydrogenase family protein (gene DET2). Gene Ontology annotation, molecular function: 3-oxo-5-alpha-steroid 4-dehydrogenase activity. The record is from RefSeq and is a predicted model, not a curated record. Gene Ontology annotation, biological process: brassinosteroid biosynthetic process. Lineage: Eukaryota; Viridiplantae; Streptophyta; Magnoliopsida; Fabales; Fabaceae. Gene Ontology annotation, cellular component: membrane.